This is a messenger RNA of Fonsecaea multimorphosa CBS 102226, 891 nucleotides long. RefSeq lists its product as uncharacterized. The record is from RefSeq and is a predicted model, not a curated record. The coding region runs from base 1 to 891 and encodes 296 amino acids. The transcript is spliced from 3 exons. NCBI's taxonomy places the organism in Eukaryota, Fungi, Ascomycota, Eurotiomycetes, Chaetothyriales, Herpotrichiellaceae.
AUGCAUUGGGUACUGCAGAACUGGCCGGAACUGCCGACGUCCCGUGGCAGCGGCGUCUCGUUCCACGGCUAUAUGCAAACUCGAGAAUAUCUGCGAGGCUCUAACGCGUGGAGUGAGUUACUCGAUGCUGCACACACCGUUGCAAGACGUGGCAAAACUGCUUCAUUGCAAAAGGACCAGGCACCCGAGAGAAGCCAGGAAUGGUUUAGUAAAUUGAUCGAAUAUGUGGAAAAGAGGAAGAUGGCAAGACGCUACGCAAGGAACCGACCCGACCGCUCUUCUCGUUCUACCGGACGACAGCCCAGCGACACUCAGGUGGCAUCACCGACAAUAAGAGCGCCCAUCUCGCCGCUCUCAUCGAUCAGAGACGGGGAUCUCCUUCGCGCAUCGCCCUCCCAGGCCCAAAAUGAUGAGAUUCUCAGAAUCCUGAAUGCAGUUCUCGCCAAGUGGGAGGAACUGGAAAGCCGAACGAUAACAUCAACCCUUGCUACUCGCCGCGGAAGAUCCGGUCCUGGCGCAUCCUCGGAAGAGGAAUCCUCCUCAGAAGAGCAACCCGACGACAGGGAGUUCGACGAAGACGAGGGAUCUUCCUCUCGCCGUCCAUGCCCCUCGCCUUCGCGUCCGUCCUCAUCCAGGAGCACCAACCGCACUCCCUCCACCUCUAUCCCCAACCCUUCGCAAACGGAAACGGAAACAGAAUGCGGAAUCUGCCUGUCUCAACUACCCCCUCGAAGUCGAGGCAAUAACGACAACAACCACAACAGCGACAUCUGGCGCUGUACUACUUGCCACAACGCGACGCACACCAUGUGUUUCGACGAGUGGAUGGCGCGGUCCGCCAACAGCCGCGUCACAUGUAUAUACUGCCGAUCGCCCGUGUCGACGAACUAG